Molecule: messenger RNA, 2261 nt
Organism: Durusdinium trenchii
Lineage: Eukaryota; Dinophyceae; Suessiales; Symbiodiniaceae
Source: the annotation of a GenBank genome assembly
CCACAAAAAAAAGCACAAAAAAGAGCACAAAUCAUACCACAAAAAAAACACAAAAAAAUCCACUAAGUUGUGGUGGGUUUGGUGUUUUUUUUUUGUGUGUUUUUUUGUGGUUUUUUGUGUUUCAUUUUCCUUUAAAAAUAGCGGGCCUCCAGUUUUCUUUUGUUUUAAAGGGCAGCCCGCCCCCCCCCGGGCCUGGAACACCGGGGCCGCCCACAGUUCCGGCGGCCUGCCCGGCCUCUGCCUCCCCUUCUACCCGGCCUGCCAGAGCCCAGCUCUGCCCAGCUCAUUUUGUCUGGCAGCAGAAUCCCCAAGCCUUUUUGACUGGAUCGAUAUUGUCGAUCAUUUCUUCACUGCUUGCGCUCAGAUGAAAAAAAGCAUCGGGUUGACUUGAGGGUUUUGUAGCACAUGAUUAAUGUAGCCAGCGUUAGAAAGGGCAAAUGAAAGUCAUCCUAAUGCCAACUAUGGCUAAAUUGCUGUGCUUUUUUUGUGGUAUGAUUUGUGGUCGCUGUUACUGUGCCGGGGCAAAGCCCAAACUAAACAUCUCCUCUGUCCUUUUUUUGUCGCAAAUAGAUUUUGAACAUCCACCACAAUCCCUGAAGAGGACACUCUCAAGAAGACCGUAGCAGUGGACGGCAUUGGCUUUGAUGCGGCCUACACAGCUUCAAACAGUUUUCAGACCGUGAACACGGGAAUAAAGAAUGAUGAUUCAGUCUACACACAUGCAGAGGCAGAAUGCGCUGUUUACUCUGCGACUAUUGAAACGGCAGCAGGGCCAGCAUUGUCACUGGACUUUCUCAACUAUUUGAGGAAAUUGCCAGUGAUUUGGAGCCAAGACCAUGUGCAGGCAUAUUUUGACUUUCUGGAGACCUUUGGCACCCAUUUUGUGAAAUCUGCAACCUUUGGUGCCAGAUUUGGUGAGCAAAGCCAGAUCACCACCUCCCAAUGGAUGUAUUUGGAUUCCAUGAUGGAUGUCGCCGAAGCUGCAAAGGCCUCGGUGAUGUCGCUUGCUAACAUGGAGACCAACGUGUCUCAUGAGGAGAUUGUCAAAUUCCAAACAAGCACUGCUGAUCGGAAAAUGUACAGCAAGGGAGCCAAACCUUCUGAUAAUAUGACCCAAUGGCAACAGCAAAGUUUUGCAAAUCCCAUUCCCAUCGAUCUGCAAGUCCGGCCAAUCCAUGACUUGUUCUCUGUGGAAUUCUACGGCGAUCUCUUGAAGGACUUUCUUGGGGCGGCGAGAUUUUGGGCUUUGCGCUCCAAUAUUCAAAAAAUGUUUGGCACCUACUGCGAUGCCUUGUUGCAAAAGAACAUUGUGACCAAUUGUUCUGCUCCCUCGGAUCAGCCGGCUUUCCCUGUGUGCCCUUUUUACAUCCAGGUGACCAAUCAAUACAGUGCCGCCUACCAGGACAAAGGGACUGGUGCAGAGUCCAACUUGGGAAUGUAUCGGCCGGAAGCAGCAAACGGGGAAGACUUUCCCUACUACAUUGGUGAUGCGUGCGUUGACAAACACGAUAAGAAUCCACCAUACCCUUCGAUGGUGUUGAAAAAAAGCCGCACCAUGAACAACACCCUGUUGCCUCCUAUUGCGAUGGUCUGGAACUGGGAUGAUGCCGGAACUGGUGGAGAUCACGAUGGGGGAUUUAUGACUCCACGGUGCAAGGAUGGCUUUGUAGCUCUGGGAACCGUGGGCGAGCAAUUCCUGCACAAUCAUGACAUCAACAGAGAGCAAGGACCACCGCCCAGCCUGUGGCCGAAUCUCAUGUGUGUCGCGGCCGAGUUCGCCGUCGCCAAUGGAAAUCUCAGCUCAAUAUGGACUUCCCACAAAAGUGGUGGUCAUUACCAGGGCAGUGUGUUCAUGGGUCUCCCAUUUGAUACGAACACACCUGAAGGGACCGUUUCCAGUCCAUGUUUCGGAACGUCAGGCUACCCGGACUCCUUCAAGGCACCCUUGCUGGAUCCAAAUAUCAUCAAACUGUGUGCAAUCAGUUGAGAAUCUUUAUAUUCUGGUGCUCAUGUGGCACCCAAGUUUUGCCCUUGGCAUUGGCACGGAAUCCGCAAAAAGCCUACCUCGACAAAAGAUCGAGAAGAGCUUGCGUGUUGACUGUUUGCAGUGCCAAAAAACAGAUGAAAAAGACAUAUACCUCACACAUGUCAUGCAGAAUCUUCCUUGUCUUUCAGGGCUUUGGACCGAACGGACAAUGGCUGGUCCAGUGCUUCCCAACACCCGACGGAUGUCGCGCGACGACGUGGAGACGAGCGCUGAG